CACAGCGACUUGUUACAUUCCCCUGUCAGGCUUGAUGCUCAUCCAGUGAUCACAAUUCAGAACAGGUACGUACGUAGCUAAGAGCCACAACCCCCCAUAGGCAACAAUUCCCCCCCAUGUUGCAUGCUAACAGAUACUUGAGAAUGUGCUAACCUAACCCUGUCACAAUAGAUUCUAGUCCCAAUUGUCCAACGAACUGAACUCUGCAGCACACUCCAUCAUGCACAUGAUAUAAGUCCACACACCCAAAGCAUGGCCUCCCUUGAGACGACGCACCAUCUCAAUCCCAGAGCACUGCACUGCUUCUCCCUCCUCUGGUCGUCUACGGAGGACGACAAGGAAGAAGCAGCAGCAGGUGCCCCAGCAAUGGUGAAGUUCUCCAAGCAGUUCGAGGGCCAGCUGGUGCCCGAAUGGAAGGAGGCCUUCGUGGACUACUGGCAGCUCAAGAAGGACGUCAAGAAGCUGCAGGCCGCAGCAGAUGGUGCCGUGGCGCUGGCAUCGCCGCUGCAGCCAGCGGUGGCUCCGGCUCACUGGGUGAUGAGGCUGCCGUUCUUCCAUCCCCAUGGGCAGCCUGCCGCCAUUCAGGUGCACAAGAAGCUGGCUGUAGACAGGAGCAUCGACGGCGCGAUGGCCGGGGAGGUGUACGAGACGGCGGUGGCGGAUGGUGCCGGGUUCGUGGAUGCCGAGGCGGCCAAGGCCUUCUUUCAGAGGCUGGAUCAACAGCUCAACAAGGUGAACCGGUUCUACGAGCGGAAGGAGGGGGAGUUCCUGGAGCGCGGAGAGUCGCUCAGGCGGCAGCUGCAGAUCCUCGUCGACCUCAAGGCUGCCAUCACCCAGCAGCAGCAGGCACAGGCACAGGCACGGCGCGGGGCCGACUCCAAAGGGAGCACCGACACGGAUGAUCAUGAUCCCGCCGUUUCUUGCUCCAUCCAGCUUGGAGGCCAAUCUCUUAGGGAGAUUGCAGAGAAAGAACAAGAGUGUGAAGAAAAACUCAACGACGAUGUCACUGCCAAGAGCACUGACGAAGGACCUGAGGACCAGCUCUCCGUCCCUCAAGGCCUUAUUAGUGAAUCAGGGAGACUUGGCAAGCCGAAUGAAGAAGUUACGAGCAAGCUGAGGACACUCUCAGGGAGGGUGGUCACCUGCCACGGCAGGAAUGUGAGGAUCAACAUCCCAGUCACCACGCCUUCCAGGACUGUCACUGCCAUACGCGAACUGCUGUUUGAGGACAUGCUGAGCCAAUCGAAGAAGAUUGGCACACAUGGUACCGAUGGCAAUGAGAAGCUAAGCAUCAACAAGAGGAAGGUGCACCAGGCAGAGAAGAUGAUCAGAGGUGCUCUCGUUGAGCUAUACAAAGGACUGGGGUACCUCAAGACAUACCGGAGCUUGAAUAUGAUGGCCUUUGUGAAGAUCCUGAAGAAAUUUGACAAGGUUACAGCAAAGGAAGUGCAGCAAAUUUACCUCAAAGUAGUGGAGAGCUCCUACUACAAUAGCUCUGACAAGGCAGUCAGGCUCAUGGAUGAUGUUGAGGAGCUGUUUUUGAGACAUUUCACAGAUGGUGACAAACGGAAAGCAAUGGUGUAUCUGAAGCCAAAUCAGAGGGAAGAAUCACAUUGUACUACGUUUUUCAUUGGAUUAUUCACUGGUGGCUUCAUAGCAUUAUUCAUAGGUUACUGUAUCAUGGCACGCAUUGCUGGAAUGUACACUCAGCAGUCAAACAAGGUGUACAUGUCAACAUCUUAUCCUGUUCUUAGCAUGUUCAGCCUCUUCUUUCUGCAUCUCUUCCUCUAUGGAUGUAACAUUUUCAUGUGGAGGAAGACACGCAUAAACUACACAUUCAUAUUUGAAUUCACGCCUACUAAAGAGCUCAAGUACCGAGAUGUGUUCUUGAUAUGCACUACUUCCAUGACAAUUGUUGUUGGUGUAAUGUUUGCGCACCUCACAAUAAUUGUUAAAGGAAAUUCAUCAAGCGCAGUCCAAGCUAUACCAGGGUCCUUACUUCUGGUGUUCUUGUUGAUAUUAGUCUGCCCUUUCAACUUCAUCUACCAAUCAAGUCGUUACCAAUUCCUUAGAGUUAUCAGAAACAUCAUUCUAACACCCUUUUACAAGGUUGUCAUGGUUGAUUUCUUCAUGGCUGAUCAGCUCUGCAGCCAGGUUCCGGUGCUAAGGAGCCUGGAGUAUUUGGCAUGUUACUACAUAACAGGCAGCUACAUGACACAAGACUAUGGCUACUGCACAAGAGUGAAACACUUUAGAGACCUCGCUUAUGCAGUAUCCUUCCUGCCUUAUUACUGGAGAGCCAUGCAGUGCGCACGGAGAUGGUUUGAUGAAGGGGAUAUAAACCACAUUGUCAACCUUGGGAAGUAUGUGUCAGCCAUGCUUGCUGCAGGAACAAAGGUGGCAUAUGAGAAUAACAAUAGUACUGGGUGGCUGUCACUUGUUAUCAUUGUAUCAAGUAUUGCAACUAUCUACCAACUGUACUGGGACUUUGUCAAGGACUGGGGUCUUCUACAGUUCAACUCCAAGAAUACCUGGCUUCGUAAUGAUUUGAUACUUAAACAAAAAUACAUUUAUUUCAUAUCCAUGGGUCUGAACCUUGUCUUGAGGCUUGCUUGGCUUCAGACUGUCAUCCACCCUAAUAUUGGAAGCCUGGAUUCUAGAGUAACUCUAUUCUUUCUAGCAGCACUUGAAGUGAUAAGACGAGGUCACUGGAACUUCUACAGGCUGGAGAAUGAACACCUAAACAAUGCAGGGAAGUUCAGAGCAGUGAAGGUUGUUCCGCUUCCUUUUCAUGAAGUGGAAGAGGACUAACAAAAUAGGACCACCACUGGAGCAGGUUGUAGGUGUUAAAAAUACAAACAGUUCGUAUGUAACACCAACUAAUGCUAGAAAGCAUGCACUACACUACCAUUAAUAAGAUUCAUUUUUUUGUAUGAGCAAUAAAGGCCAUUCCGCAUUGUCAGUAUGGACAAGUUGUAUGGGAGCAGUAGGCACUUACAUAGAAUGUAGAUUUCCUAUAAGUUCCCCAACAUUGUUAGAAAACUCAAGCAAUAUAAAGCAGCAGCUCAGCUCUACAGAU
Messenger RNA from Sorghum bicolor (sorghum), 3079 nucleotides. RefSeq names its product phosphate transporter PHO1-3. The coding region runs from base 253 to 2811 and encodes 852 amino acids. The transcript is spliced from 14 exons. Gene Ontology annotation, molecular function: inositol hexakisphosphate binding. Gene Ontology annotation, biological process: phosphate ion transport; cellular response to phosphate starvation. Lineage: Eukaryota; Viridiplantae; Streptophyta; Magnoliopsida; Poales; Poaceae. The record is from RefSeq and is a predicted model, not a curated record. Gene Ontology annotation, cellular component: cytoplasm; plasma membrane; Golgi apparatus.